AUGGAAAUGAUGCCCCGAUUGCCAAACGUGUCCAUUCGAGGAGAGUGGAGUGUGGCGCCCGCGUUGUGUCCAGAGGUGGAUCUGGAGGUGAUCGAGGAGUACCUCCAGGAGGUCCAACCUUUUGCCACAGCAGCAUCCUCCUGUGCGGCUGUGGGCCAGCAUCCACACUCCCAGCACCUGCAGGACACCAGGCUCAUUGAGUACAGUAAAAACAGCUGGUCUGGCCUGCAUGCCUAUGAGUGGUACUAUGGACCUCAAACUUCAGACGAGAAGUACCCAGAGCAAGCCUCUCUUUCGGCUUGGCACAAUGCCCAUGAGGAGGAGUGGCAUGUCUCAUAUCCCUGUGGGACACCAUAUGAAGACUCUGAUUCCCAGUCCAGCAGUUCCCAGUAUCAGGAAUACCCAGAAUUUCCAUCUCCAACUUCAGACACAGAAGAGGCAAAAAAGCUGGACCUAAAUCUCACUCCACUCACAGGAAAGAGGAAAGAGCGUUUGUUCCAAUUCCUGUUUGAGAUGCUGCAGACUCCGUCCAUGCACAGCUGCAUUUGGUGGGUUCAGUCUUCCUCGGGAACUUUCCAGUUCUCUUCCCAGAACAAGGAGCGUUUGGCGCAGCUGUGGGGCCGCAGGAAAGGCAACCGUAAAACUAUGACCUACCAGAAGAUGGCGCGCGCACUGCGGAAUUACUCCCGCACUGGAGAGAUCCAGAAGGUGAAGAGGAAACUCACGUACAGGUUUGAUGAGCGGACGCUGAGAGGACUGCAGGGGGCGCAGCAGGGCCCGGCCACAUGUGUGAGACCAUAG
Molecule: messenger RNA, 801 nt
Organism: Knipowitschia caucasica
Lineage: Eukaryota; Metazoa; Chordata; Actinopteri; Gobiiformes; Gobiidae
Source: the annotation of a GenBank genome assembly